GGCGCUAGGUUCAAUCCGAGCUAAAUUGAGCUCUGCUUUUCACCCGGAAGCUGUUGAACACGGAGAGGCAGCCACGGAAGGGUGAUGGGUACUGCUGAGAGAGGGGCGGACGGCUCGGGAACCGGGGCUGUUAUUACCCUGUUCUCUCUCCCUGAGGCGAGCGGGCAGAUGGGGGAGUCCUUGCCCUAGCUCAGACUUGCUGCUCUACAGCGGCGUGAGGAGCCUUUCCUUCCGGUGCAAUAUGUUCAAGAGAAUGGCUGAGUUUGGGCCUGACUCGGGGGGAAGAGUGAAGGGUGUUACUAUUGUGAAACCUAUAGUUUAUGGGAAUGUUGCACGCUAUUUUGGGAAGAAGCGAGAAGAAGAUGGACACACACAUCAGUGGACAGUUUAUGUUAAGCCUUAUAGAAAUGAGGAUAUGUCUGCUUAUGUAAAGAAAAUCCAAUUUAAGUUGCAUGAAAGCUAUGGUAAUCCAUUGAGAGUUGUAACUAAACCACCAUACGAAAUCACUGAAACAGGCUGGGGUGAAUUUGAAAUCAUCAUCAAGAUAUUUUUUAUUGAUCCUAAUGAAAGACCUGUGACACUGUAUCACUUGCUAAAGCUGUUUCAGUCUGACACUAAUGCAAUCCUGGGGAAGAAAACCGUAGUUUCUGAAUUUUAUGAUGAGAUGAUAUUUCAGGAUCCUACUGCUAUGAUGCAGCAACUGCUGACUACAUCUCGUCAGUUAACACUUGGUGCUUAUAAGCAUGAAACAGAGUUUGCCAAUGUAGAAGUAAAAACCAGGGAGAAGCUGGAAGCUGCCAAAAAGAAAACCAGUUUUGAGAUUGCAGAACUUAAAGAAAGAUUAAAAGCAAGUCGUGAAACUAUCAACUGCUUGAAAAAUGAAAUCAGGAAACUUGAGGAUGAUGAUCAGUCUAAAGACAUAUAACAAGUACAUACAUUUUGCAGGGUCUAAAAGUGAAGCCUAUUGUUAUCAUGGAACCAACAAUGUAUCUUCUAAAAAAUUUUAAGGGCAAAAUGUGUUCCAAAGGUUUUUUGAGGAGAAAGGGGAACUUUUUGUAUGUAACAUUUCACUAAUUAAAAGUUUAAUAAUAAAAUAUUUUCAUAGUUUAAUUACAAUUGUCUUCCCAUUUUUCUUAUUAAAUAGUGUGGUUCUCUGUAAAAAUUAGGGUUUUUUUUUAAGUUGUCUUUGUGGAACAGUAUUCCACACACAAGCAUGUUCAUAUUGUAGUUUACUGAGCCGGGUAUGAAAUCCCUUCACAAUAUAUGUGUUAAAGUACUAGUUUACUUGAUACAAUCCGUUUACCUGGAUAGAAGAAAAAUUGUUUCAUUUGUAUAUGAAGUAAGUCUGCCUCUGCUUCCAAACUAGUCAGAAUUGUCUGAUAAAGCUGUUGUUGAAGAAUCAAUUAUGGAUUUUACAUUGACAGAUUAUAAAGCUGAUUAUUCAUGACCCUAUGUGAAUUGGAGACAGUAACUAUGUUUUAUUGCUUUGAGUUUCAUGAAUAAAUUUUUAUGGGAA
Molecule: messenger RNA, 1516 nt
Organism: Rhineura floridana
Lineage: Eukaryota; Metazoa; Chordata; Lepidosauria; Squamata; Rhineuridae
Gene: YEATS4
Product: YEATS domain containing 4
Exons: 7
Coding region: 242-925 (227 amino acids)
Biological process (GO): regulation of DNA-templated transcription
Source: RefSeq, a predicted model, not a curated record